AUGUACAACUUCAAGAGCUGUGUGUCCGGACAGAACUUCCUCCGAGCACCUUCUUGCGGUGUGUGCUGCGAGCCAUUCGGUCAGUUUACCCGCCGAUCCCACCAUUACGAUUCCAAUUCAGACGACGACAAGCACCUUCCGAAGAUAUUGCAGUGCGCUCACACACUUUGCGAUUUCUGUGUCACUGUUCUCGAGGAGCAGAACAGAGGGAAUAUCGGCAGACUGACGACGGAUCGGGGGUACAUUUCGGUACGGUGUCCAACCUGUCGAGUGAGUUCAGAAAGGGAGAAGAUCAGGAGCAUUACUGUUGUUAAUUUGCAUUGUUUCAGGCACUAACACAAGUUCCUCGAUCGUUUGUCCGCUCAAAUUAUCAGCUAAUGGGUCAGUCAGAAGCCGAAAUAAAUCAGAAACACGCUUAGUUUUGCAGAUUUGGUCGAGAGCACGCGAGUGGAAACGAAUCACAACAUUUCGUUUCUGAUGUGCAUUGAAUGCAGCGGAGUGUACCACGAAAGAGAGUACGUUCUUUUGUUCUGCCCUUAGGAACAUCAAUCUUCAUUCGUUCUGUCCUUUUCAGUGUGAACGUUUGUAAUGUCUGCUCGCCAAUCAACGGAGCAUCGCGUCCGCUCGAACUGUUGGAAACGGGAAUAUCGCUGGAAAAGUAUGCGCUCUGUUCGACGUGCGUUCUCAACAAGCACAUGCCGCAAGGGCACCUCUUCUCUUCGCUCCAACCUCUCCGAGUCUGCCUCUCUUCUCUUCCGCUUCUAAUUGUUUUCCCGUUUGUAGGUAGAAAUGCAGCGACUCGAGAAUCUUCGUCGCAUCGUCAGUCUUCAAGAUACUCUAUACAAAUCACAGAAAGAGUUUCGAGACAACAUGGAACGGACGAUGGAAAACUGGCUUUCGUGGAAAGAGGCUCAUGAGACGGGCAUUGGACUCUUUCAGGCCGCCACGAAUAGCUUCGACCAGAAGAAGUACUUUGAGCAGUUCGUGCGACUGCUCACCUACAAAAAUGAGCAGGUUCUGAAGCUGACGGCUCAAGUCGAAAAGUGGGCGGCCGAGUUGGAAAGUGGUGUAGUGGGUCGGAGGCAAUCGAACGAAUCAAUAGCAUGAUUUCAGGAGGCGCCCGUCGAAACGGCGACUACUCCGCCCGUGCGUCCGCCACGUCCUCCGAGCCCAGCGGCUGUCGUUCAUGAGAACGAAGACGGCUUUGUUCCGGCCAACUACCUGUACUACUUCGAGCACUGGGAUCCCCAAUAA
Caenorhabditis sp. 36 PRJEB53466 is the source of this 1254-nucleotide messenger RNA. Lineage: Eukaryota; Metazoa; Nematoda; Chromadorea; Rhabditida; Rhabditidae. The record is from the annotation of a GenBank genome assembly.